This is a messenger RNA of Trichosporon asahii var. asahii CBS 2479, 1005 nucleotides long. RefSeq lists its product as uncharacterized. The transcript is spliced from 2 exons. Bases 1 to 1005 code for a protein of 334 amino acids. NCBI's taxonomy places the organism in Eukaryota, Fungi, Basidiomycota, Tremellomycetes, Trichosporonales, Trichosporonaceae. The record is from RefSeq and is a predicted model, not a curated record.
AUGUCGUUGUCGAGCGGCACGCUGAACCUCAAGUUCAUGCAGCGCGCGAAGGCGCGUCAGCAGGCCACGCCAUCGACUCCCGGAUCUGCUGCCUCGACUCCUGCCCCGACUACGCCCUCUGCGCCAUCAGCACCGACACCAGCACAGGCUGCCGAGGCUGCCGCCGAGGCCGAGAAGUGGACUCUCCCGUCACGAUUCAAGGGAACACGACCCAAUGCUGCCGCUGGACCGUCAAGACCAAAGGUUAGCUUCGUGGGCAGCUACCUACCGUUCGUGGAGGAGGCCGAGGUUUCGGGUGGACGGAGAACGUUCGGCGCCGUCAAGACCAAGGCCGCUGAUGAAGACGACGAGGAGGAAGACGACGAGGAGGAUCUGGCGGAAGCAGGCGUGCAUGGCAAGGCGGACGAGAGCAUGGACGAGGACGAGAAACCCGAGGACCGCACGUUCCGACGACCAGCUGGAUUCGGCACGAAGGACAAGGGCGCGAAGGAGAAGGAGAAGGACGACGUGGUGCGGGGCCUGAAGCGCGUGAGCCUGAAGCGCGAGUCGUCACCAGCAUCAUCAGACGACGAGUCCGUCCCCAAGAAGCGAGUCAAGACGGAGCCCCAGCUGGUGAAGAAGGACAAGAAGAAGGCCCACACGCCGUCCGCCUCGAAGCAUGCUACGCCUUCGACUUCGAAGCACGCAACCCCGUCAGCUUCCAAGCAUACAACACCUGCUGGCUCGAAGCAUGCCACGCCCGCGACGUCGAAGGAGUCCACGCCCGCUCCUGGGGAGAGGAAGAAGAAGAAGGCUGCCAAGACUGAUGCUGGCGACAUUCCCCCGCCACCCAAGGCGAAGGGCAAGACCAAGGAGGAGCCUAAGAAUGCGCUCGACGAGCGGGAACGCGCACUCAAGGCGGCGAAGAAGGCUGCGAAGAAGAAGGCCAAGGCGUUGAAUAGACUCUGUUGUACCACUAUCAUGCAUUAUUGUGACUUCUGGGCAUGGUCGUUUCGUUCUGAUUAA